Neodiprion virginianus is the source of this 4758-nucleotide messenger RNA. RefSeq lists its product as uncharacterized. The transcript has 4 exons. The record is from RefSeq and is a predicted model, not a curated record. Bases 1 to 4758 code for a protein of 1585 amino acids. Gene Ontology annotation, biological process: DNA integration. Gene Ontology annotation, molecular function: nucleic acid binding. NCBI's taxonomy places the organism in Eukaryota, Metazoa, Arthropoda, Insecta, Hymenoptera, Diprionidae.
AUGUCGAUCGAAGAACAUAUCGAACGUCAAAACGACUACAUUUGGCGCAUCUCUCGUGCCGUCGACAACCUGCGCAAGCUCGGCGAGGCAAAAAUCACUUACGGGCAGGUGAAGUCGCGGCUUAAUGCUUCAAAUUCAAGUUGGAAUAAGUUCCAAGAGAAUCACGAAAAGAUCAGCGAGAUCAAGUUCGCAGCAAAAGGUGAUCAACUCGACGCGAUCAAAAAGCUUUCGUACUUCGCGAAAGAUUAUUACGGGCUGUGUGAAGAGCACUUCUUGAGCGGCGAAGGGGUGAUGCUUGAUCUUCUCGAAUCGCUAAAGCCUGCGUCUGCAGCAACCGCGCAAGCCGCUGCAGCUCCUCAAGACGCACCAGCAGGAGGAUCAUCAAGACGGUUACCGCGUAUCGAACUGCCCACUUUCGCCGGCAGCUACUCAGAAUGGAAGCCGUUUCACGACCUCUUCUCGUCGAUGGUUCGCGAAAAUUCGCAACUUUCGGAAGUGGAAAAGCUGCACUACCUCAAAACCAGUGUGACCGAUGAACCGUUACAACUGAUCAAAAACAUUUCCCUCACAGCAGAAAACUUCCCUCGAGCUUGGGAAACUCUCGUCUCACGAUACGAAAACAAGCGGCUUCUGACUGAUUCUCAUCUCGCGACACUUUUCGCGAUUCCUCGUGUCACUAAAAAAUCAUCAUCGGAACUAAAGAGCUUGCACAGCAACACUUGCGAAGCUCUUGGCGCGCUCGAACUUCUCGAUAGUCCCGAGAAAUUAGAGGAUCACAUCAUCGUGCACAUGACGAUUCGCAAGCUCGACCCAGCAUCUCUCGAAGAGUGUGAGAAAAGUGUUAGCGAGAAACUCGAGCCCCCCACGUUUGCGGAGCUCAAGGCGUUUCUCAUCGGUCGCAUCCACACCCUCGAAGCCGUGGAGCAAGCUCAUGCUCACAAUCAAAUCGCGACGUCGAAACCGCACUCAUCGCAAGGAAGGUCAAAUCUUCAGACGACAAGGUCACAUACAGCGCAAUCAAAUGAACAGUCGUGUGCUUGUUGCAAAGGCAACCACUACAUCGCGUUCUGUUCGACCUUUCGCGACAAAUCUCUGGAUCAAAGAAGGGAAGUGGUUUCUGCGAAAAAGCUUUGCUUCAAUUGUCUCGGUCCACAUCAGCAGAAGGACUGUCGAUCCAACAAAACGUGUCGCGUGUGCAACGGUCGACAUCAUUCCUUGCUGCAUCGAAACUCUUCUUCAAUCUCGACAGCUGCCAACAGCGGCACAUCUCAAGGACAGGCCGCAGUAGCGCAACCUGCAGUGCAGAACGCACCGAUCUCGAACAGCGCCUCUCAGGUGAGCAACCACUCAGCUCAGCCUACAAUGAUCAAGCGCUCUCCAGUUCUUCUCGCCACAGUGCAAUUGAUCGCUUCGAAUCCGGAGACUGGAGAAAGAAUCAUCGCUCGCGCUCUACUCGAUCAAGGAUCCGAAAGUUCAUUCGUCACGGAGUCGCUAGCGCAACAAUUGCGACUACGUCGGCAUCAAGCAACGAUACCGAUCAUUGGCGUCGGAGCUCAUCAAUCGGCAGUGACUCGCGGCAUCGCGACAUUGCAACUCCAAUCUCGUGCUCACACCUCGUUCUCAUGUCAGGUGGAGGCACUCGUGCUUCCACGACUCACAUCGUAUCUACCCUCAUUUCGACUUCUCGUCGAAGACUGGCCUCAUCUACGAGGACUCAACCUCGCGGAUCCAAGCUUUGCACAUCCCAGUCAAAUCGACGUAAUUCUCGGAGCUGACAUCUACAGCAACAUCAUUGGUCAAGGAGUUAGAAGAGGAGCACCAGGAACACCAAUCGCGCAAGAAACUCAGUUCGGUUGGGUCCUCUCCGGCUGCGUUUCAGAGGAAGCAGCAAGCCCCUCGUAUGGCGCAAUCCAAGGCUUCCAAUGCUCCCUCGAUCACGAACUGCUCGAUCUCGUGCAGCAGUUUUGGAAGCAGGAAGAAGUGUCGAAACCUUUGGCACUAACUUCCAAAGAAGAGCGUUGUGAGCAACACUUUCGCGAAACGGUUUCUCGAACUGCGUCCGGUCGUUACGUAGUUCGGCUGCCGCUCAAAGACAAUUCGGUAGAGCUCGGCAACUCGCGGAAUCCCGCGCAUCAAAUGCUCCUUCGUUUGGAGAAACGGUUCGGUAGCGACGCGAAACUCAAGGAGGCUUACUCGAGCUUCCUUCGUGAAUAUCGUGAACUCGGGCACAUGCGUCGCGCUAUCAAUACACCUGAAGACAAUUCCCGCGUGUUUUAUCUUCCCCAUCACGGUGUAGUUCGCGACAGCAGUUCAACAAUAAAGUUGCGUGUCGUGUUCAACGGGUCUCAAAGAACCAACCUCGGACUCUCUCUCAAUGACAAUCUUCUCGUCGGUCCAAAAGUGCAAACCGACCUCGCGGACGUUCUCUUACGCUGGCGACAAUAUCCAGUCGCGUUCUCAUCAGACAUCGUCAAGAUGUACCGACAAAUUUUGGUCCACAAUGAUGACCAAGAUUUUCAGCGAAUCCUCUGGAGGGAAGAACCAGAGCUACCGAUUGAAGAAUAUCAACUGACUACGGUAACGUAUGGUCUUGCAAGCGCUCCAUAUCUCGCGAUCCGUGUUCUUCAUCAACUCGUUCAGGACGAAGGUAAGCAGUAUCCCUUUGCGAGCCACGUCAUUCUCGAGAACACGUACGUCGACGACAUCCUCUCAGGAGCAGAGGACGUUGAUCAAGGUCGCGAGAAAAUAAACGAACUCAAUCAAUUGCUCAAGGCGGGCGGCUUUGAACUUCAAAAGUGGACUUCAAGCCACCCAGAAACUCUCGUUGACAUUUCUCGAGACCAUCAAGAGAUCGCGAUGCAUCUGAAUCUCGAUCAAAGUCCAUUCUUUCGGGCUCUCGGUCUUGCGUGGAGACCAGACAUCGACGCGUUCGCGUUCUCUCCGCAAAUUCAUCAAACUCGGGACAAUUUCACGAAACGAAAAGUUCUCUCACAAACCGCGCAGCUCUUUGAUCCUCUCGGAUGGCUCUCGCCGAUCACGAUCAGAGCCAAAAUCUUUAUGCAGGAAUUGUGGGCACUCGGUUUCGACUGGGACGAGCCGCUCUCAACUUCAUUAUCCUCGCGAUGGAUCGAGUUUCUACAAGAUCUUCAAGGCAUCUCAGCUAUCACCAUCCCACGAUGGAUCGGGUCAAGUUCAGCAUCUCUCGGGAUAGAGAUCCACGGUUUCGCGGACGCCCCUCAAAGUGCAUUAGGCGCAGUGAUCUACGCGCGAACGUAUAUCAACACUCACGAAGUGCGCGUUUCACUAGUGUGCGCGAAAACUAAAGUAGCGCCGCUAAAGAAAACCUUCGGACCAUCCUGGCUCUCGAAGCCUUCUGUCAAUUGGCCAUCCUUAUCUCCGCGACCGGAAGAAAACAUUCAUCUCGAGGAAAGAAAAGGGCUGUCGACGCACAUCGCAACAGCUAAGCCGCUACAAAUCUGGGAUCUCGUCGAUCGCUACUCAAAACUAUCGACUCUCCUCAAAGUCACAUCAUUCUGUAAACGCGCAGCAAAUCGGUUCCUCGCGAAGACGACAUCGAAUCGCGUAAACACGUCUAUCACUGUCGGACCAAUCUCUACUCUCGAAUUGAGCGACGCUCAACUGUUUUGGACCAAGGUGACCCAGCAGGCGUACUUUGCAGAAGAAAUUCACCAAAUCGAGACAAGCUCAAGUCUCACUCGAAGUCAUCCACUAUCGCGACUCACGCCGUUCAUCGAUUCGAACGGAUUCCUCAGAGUCGGUGGUCGACUGAAUCACUCAUUGCUUUCGUAUGACGAAAAGCACCCGUUCAUCUUGCCUCGCGAAUCAUCGUUCUCCACAUUGAUCAUCGAUCAUCAUCAUCGGUUGACGCUCCACGGAGGUCCGCAACUCACUCUCGCUACAAUCCGACAGCGGUACUGGAUCCUGGGAGGAAGAGUACCGAUCCGCAUGUUCAUACAUCGUUGCGUUCCUUGUGCGCGUCAUCGCGCCACCCUCAGCAGCCAACAGAUGGGCCAACUCCCUCAGUCUCGAGUCACGCAAUCAAGGCCGUUUCUUCACUCUGGCGUUGACUACGCUGGUCCAUUCUCGAUUCGAGCCUCCCGCGGAAGAGGAGCGAAAUCAUGCAAGGGAUAUAUCGUUAUCUUCAUCUGCUUCACGACCUCGGCUGUGCAUCUCGAGCUAGUUUCGGACUACACGACGGAGGCAUUCAUCGCGGCGUACAAACGCUUCACAUCUCGACGAGGAAUUUGUGCCUCAAUCGCAAGCGAUUGUGGAACGAAUCUCGUCGGCGCAGACUCAGAACUUCGCCGUCUUCUCGCUGCAUCGUCAAAGGAGUUCGCAGAAAUCGCAAACACCCUCGCAUCACACGGAACCCAGUGGCGGUUCAAUCCUCCCUCCGCGCCUCAUUUCGGUGGAAAAUGGGAAGCCGGAGUGAAAUCAGUCAAAUUUCACCUCAAACGAGUCAUCGGAGAAGCUACUCAAACGUUCGAGCAAUUCGCGACGUUCCUCACGCAAGUAGAAGCCACGCUUAAUUCUCGACCUCUUUGCGCUAUCUCGGACGAUCCACGGGAUCCAAGAGCUCGAAAGAGCGUGAAAUCGAAUCAAAUAUUGUAUGUCGUGCGAAACGAAGGUCCGCCGAUUAUUGGCCGAAACUGGAUGUCAGAUUUGAAAAUGUGGCCGCUGACGUUUCACCACGUAACCGAAGAUCGCGAAAAGGGGGGCAAGAUCCAAACAAAGUAG